Molecule: messenger RNA, 539 nt
Organism: Arachis ipaensis
Lineage: Eukaryota; Viridiplantae; Streptophyta; Magnoliopsida; Fabales; Fabaceae
Source: RefSeq, a predicted model, not a curated record
GUAGGGGAGGAAAAGGAAAAAGAAAAAAAAGAAAAAGAAAAAGAUAAAAGGACAGUUUCUGACAGGUGAUGUGUUUAAGUGGAUUUGGUUUAUCCACAUCAAAUGACAUAUAAUAUUACAACCUUCGACCUUGGAUAUGAUAUGCCAACAAUGGCUGCUUCUCUCUCCUCUCUACUUCUUCCACUAGGUUCUACUUGUAAAAGUUUGGGCUGCAAUCCUCAAGGCAUUGCUGCUGACAGGCUUCGAUGCUUGGUUCCGCAAUACCAAAGAUCGGUGGUAAAAGCAAAGGCCUCAGAUACAACUGAAUGUGCUGCUAUGGUUAAUAGCAGUUCACGCAGAGACUUUCUUGGAUUGACUUUGGGAGUCUCAAGCCUCUUUGUUGGUUCAUUGGAAGGCAAAGGAGCUGGUUUGCCCCCAGAAGAUAAGCCGAAACUAUGUGAUGAAGCUUGUGAGAAGGAGCUUGAAAAUGUAUGGUGAGAAUACAUUGUUCCUUUCUCUGCCUCCUUUCUUUGUUUUUCUCUGCUAAGACAUUACAAAUG